AUGGAUGGAGUUAUAGAAUCACCAUCAAAUAACACAAUAAAAAUAUCACCAUCAACAUCAGAUUCUUCAACAACCACACCAAUAAUAACCACACCACCAACACAAUCAACUGCUACAGUCACAACAAAAGCAGCAGCAACAACAACAACAACAGAAGCAUCAACUACACCACCACCACCACAACCAACACCAACACCAACACAAUCAACAGCAACAGUUACAAAAGAAGUAGAGACAACAACAGAAACAAUACCACCAAUCGUAACAAAAGGUAAAAUUAAAAAAAGUAAAAAAUCAAUAAAGAAACCAACAAUUGUAAAGAGACCAACUACACCAAUUGAUUAUAAACAAUGGCAUACAGAAUGGCCAAUUCAUGUUUACUCACAUCCAAUCAAUGGACGUUAUUUGGUAGCAACUAAAGAUUUAGAUGAACAAACAGUGAUAUUACGUGAUCUACCAUACACAUGGGCAGUCGAUCAUGCAACAUGUGAUUCAGUUUGUCAACAUUGUUUUUUGGAAGUACCAUUGAAUCAACAAAUCUUACCAACUGAUUUCUAUAUGUGUGAAGGUUGUCAACGUGUUGGUUAUUGUAGUGCCAAUUGUAGGUGUAUAGAUUAUAGUCAACAUCGUUUUGAAUGUCAAAUCUUUAAAGAGUUGGACACUGAAGAGUAUUCACCUUUUCUAAUGUCAGAGAUUAAACUACUCGUUAGAACUCUCUCUAGAAAAUGGCUUGAAGAUUCAAUCACUCAAACUGCUGGUAUCGAUAUCAAUGAUGAAACUAUUAAAAAACAAAAUACCUAUAAUCAAUAUAAAAAUCCACAAUCUUUAAUUCCCCAAGAUAAUGGUUUAAGAUAUAAUGAUUAUGCUGAAUUAGUUUCAAAUGUGGAAAAUUAUAAUGAAUCUUUAAAAGAAAGUCUUUCGUACUGGAUAUGUAAAUAUGUUGUAAAAUUAUCUGCAAAACUUGGUAAAAUUGAAGAUGAAUUCGAUUUAUUAAAUAUAUUAUUAAGAAAUAGAUGUAAUGCAUUUUAUAUUCAAGGUAGACCAAGAGAUGGAUCAUCAGGUGAAUCAAGAGGUUGUGGUGUUUAUGUUAGAAAUUCAUUCUUUAAUCAUAGUUGUGAUCCAAAUGUAAAUUAUUGGGUAGUCAAUAAUACUUUAGAAGUUGAAUGUACAUUAUUAAAAAAUGUUAAAGAGGGUGAUGAAUUAACAAUCUCUUAUAUAGAUACAACUAGUCCAUUAAAUAAGAGAAGGGAGAAAUUAUUGGAAGGUUAUCUAUUCAAUUGUUUAUGUACUAAAUGUGUAGCCGAUGAAUCAUUACCAUUAGAUCAAACUGGUACACUUGAAAAAGAUGAUGAUGAUAAUGAUGAUGAAAAAGAAAAAAUGGAUGAAGAUGAUGAUGAAAAAGAUGAUGAUAUUAAUAAUAAAAAUGAUAAAAAAUCAAAAUAUAAAAGUGAUGGUAGUACUGAUGAUGAAGAAGAUGAAGAUAAUAAUAAUAAUAAAAAUAAUAAUAAAAAUAAAAAUAAUAAUAGUAAUAAUCAAGAUCAUCAAAAUAAUGAUAAAUCAAAUUAA
Molecule: messenger RNA, 1566 nt
Organism: Dictyostelium discoideum AX4
Lineage: Eukaryota; Evosea; Eumycetozoa; Dictyosteliales; Dictyosteliaceae
Product: SET domain-containing protein
Exons: 3
Coding region: 1-1566 (521 amino acids)
Biological process (GO): chromatin remodeling
Source: RefSeq, a predicted model, not a curated record